Molecule: messenger RNA, 1978 nt
Organism: Acanthisitta chloris (rifleman)
Lineage: Eukaryota; Metazoa; Chordata; Aves; Passeriformes; Acanthisittidae
Product: prominin-1-A-like
Exons: 16
Cellular component (GO): prominosome; cell surface; microvillus
Molecular function (GO): cholesterol binding
Source: RefSeq, a predicted model, not a curated record
AGAUGGUGCGCUGAGUCAUUUCCACGAGAGGCUGCUGUACCACUCCGAAGUAAGAGGACACUAAAGAAUUAAAGCUGUGAGAGUGCACCAACAUUCUCCUGGCUGGAAAGCUAACCCAACCCGCAAGUGAAUGUAUUGAAGAUUUCUAGACUUGGUUGGACAAAUAUCUCUACCUCCAAUUUUAUGCAUACUGCUAGCAAUGGCUGUGGAACUGUGUUUGCUGCUGCUGCUGCUUUGUGGAAGUACUAUUUCAGAGGUACAGCCUAUAUACAAACCACCUCCUGGGACUUUGGAUUUUGGAUUUGUACCAUCCAAGACGUAUGAUACAGGUGCAUACCAUGAACCUGGGGCAAUAGGAAUUUUGUUUAGAAUAGUGCAUGCAUUCCUGUACUUAGUGCAGCCAAAUUCUUUUCCUCAAGAUCUCAUCAGAAAACUAGCACAGCAGCAGUUUGGAAAUACACAGGGCGAUUAUCAAAAGCCAGAAAAUGUUGUCCUGACUCUUCAGGCCAUCUACUAUGAAAUCGGUUUUAUAGUCUCCGCAGCCUUGGGAUUGAUAUUUAUUUUGUUACUGCCUCUUGUGGGACUUUGCUUCUGUAUGUGUCGUUGCUGUGACAACUGUGGUGGGGAAAUGCAUCAAAGACAGAAGAAAAAUGCUGACUGUCAGAGGAGCUGUUUUGCAACAUUUCUUUUUGUUGCUUCUUUAAUAAUAAGUGUUGGAGUGCUCUGCGCAUAUGCUGCCAACCAGCAUUUAACUAACCAAGUCCGAGGAGCAAAGAAACUGGUUAACAGUAAUUUUAAAGAUCUGAAAGUUUUCCUUAACAACACUCCAGCGCAAAUUGACUACUUGGUGAGCCAAUACAACACAACUAAGGAUAAAGCACUCUCUGACCUAAAUAAUGUUGGACCUGUGCUUGGAAGCAGAGUUCAAGAACAGCUGGGAAAAGAAGUUCAUCCUGCUCUUGAUGCAACUCUGACAAUGGCAGGAGCCAUCAGAGAAACAAAGGAAGCCCUGGAAAAUGUCAGUGUCUCUGUAGAGGUUCUGCAGGAGGGAACAGAGAGGCUUCAUGCAAACCUGACAGAUGUUAAAAUGCAUCUAAGCAAUACCCUCAAUGACUCUGCGUGCAAUGCGGCUCAGGCUGCCUCAACUUGCAAUAUCAUCAGGAAUUCAUUAAGUCAGCUGAGCAUCAAUGCCAAUUUUAGUGGGUUGCCGGGAGUGAGCUCACAGCUUGCAAAGGUCAAUGAAGUCCUUAAAAUAGACCUUUCUAGUCUGGUUCAAAAGGGUUAUGCAGCUUUUAAUGAUACUCCAGACUUAGUGGUGAACCAAACCAGGAACAUUUUGUCAGCUGUUCCUUAUAUCAAAUCUGUGCUGGAAUCCAUUGGCUCAAAUAUUACUACUUUCACAAAAACACUCCCUGUGCAGAAGAUUUUGGCAGAUUUGAUGGUAUAUCUUACACAGAGUGAAGCAUACGUUCAGGAUUAUUUUCCAGUCGUGGAGCAGUAUGAUUUCUACAGGUGGCUGGGUUGUCUCAUUCUGUGCUGCAUGGUGGUCCUGAUUCUGGUCUUUUACUAUCUUGGAUUGCUGUGUGGCACCUGUGGUUUUGAUAAACAUGCUUCUCCAACAACCAGAGGCUGUAUCUCUAACACUGGAGGAAAUUUUCUUAUGGCUGGUGUUGGAUUCAGUUUUAUUUUCUCCUGGGUGCUGAUGACUGUAGUGGUUCUGACUUUUGUCACAGGUGGAAAUGUAGAAAAACUGGUCUGUGAGCCCUUUGAAGAUAAAAAUUUAUUCAAGAUUUUGGAUACACCUUACUUACUAAAUCAGCACUGGAAAAAUUAUCUUGCUGGCAUCCUGUUCAAAAAUCCAAACAUUAACUUGACUUUUGAAAAAGUGUACAGUGAUUGCAAGGAAAACAAAGGAAUUUAUACUUCCCUUCACCUAGAACACCUGUUCAAUAUCAAUGAGAUUCUAAAUACUAGUAUG